Lagopus muta (rock ptarmigan) is the source of this 3225-nucleotide messenger RNA. RefSeq lists its product as uncharacterized. The coding region runs from base 1473 to 2753 and encodes 426 amino acids. The record is from RefSeq and is a predicted model, not a curated record. The transcript has 2 exons. NCBI's taxonomy places the organism in Eukaryota, Metazoa, Chordata, Aves, Galliformes, Phasianidae.
AGGCAGGAGACAAGACUUCAGCCAGCCAGCCAAGGCAGGCAGGCAGGAGCCAGGACUCCAGCCAGCUAGCCAAGGCAGGCAGGCAGGAGCCAGGACUCCAGCCAGCAAGCCAAUGCAGGCAGGCAGGAGCCAGGACUCCAGAAAGCCAGCCAAGGCAGGCAGGCAGGGUCCCGGACUCCAGCCAGCCAGCCAAGGCAGGCAGGCAGGGGCCCAGACUCCAGCCAGCCAGCCAAGCUAGGCAGGCAGGAGCCAGGACUCCAGUCAGCAAGCCAAUGCAGACAGGCAGGAGCCAGGACUCCAGCCAGGUAGCCAAGGCAGGCAGGCAGGAGCCAGGACUCCAGCCAGCCAGCCAAGGCAGGCAGGCAGGAGCCAGGACUCCAGCCAGCCAGCCAAGGCAGGCAGGCAGGGGCCAGGACUCCAGUCAGCCAGCCAAGGCAGGCAGGCAGGAGCCAAGAUUCCAGCCAGCCAGCCAAGGCAGGCAGGCAGGAGCCAGGACUCCAGUCAGCAAGCCAAGGCAGGCAGGCAGGAGCCAGGACUCCAGCCAGCCAGCCAAGGCAGGCAGGCAGGAGCCAGGACUCCAGCCAGGUAGCCAAGGCAGCCAGGCAGGAGCCAGGACUCCAGCCAGCAAGCCAAGGCAGGCAAGCAAGGACCACGACUACAGGCUGCCAGCCAAGGCAGGCAGGCAAUGGCCAGGAAUCCAGCCAGCCGGACAUGGCAGGCAGGCAAGAGCCAGGACUCCAGCCAUCCAGUCAAGGCAGGCAGGCAGGAGCCAGGACUCCAGCCACCUAGCCAAGGCAGGCAGGCAGGAGCCAGGACUCCAGUCAGCAAGUCAAUGCAGGCAGGCAACAGCCAGGACUCCAGCCAGGUAGCCAAGGCAGGCAGGCAGGAGCCAGGACUCCAGCCAGCCAGCCAAGGCAGCCAGGCAGGGGCCCGGACUCCAGCCAGCCAGCCAAGGCAGGUAGGCAGGGGCCAGAACUCCAGUCAGCAAGCCAAGGCAGCCAGGCAGGAGCCAGGACUCCAGCCAGCUAGCCAAGCCAGGCAGGCAGGAGCCAGGACUCCAUUCAGCAAGCCAAUGCAGGCAGGCAGGAGCCAGAACUCCAGCCAGGUAGCCAAGGCAGGCAGGCAGGAGCCAAGACUCCAGCCAGCCAGCCAAGGCAGGCAGGCAGGGGCCCGGACUCCAGCCAGCCAGCCAAGCCAGGCAGGCAGGGGCCAGGACUCCAGUCAGCCAGCCAAGGCAGGCAGGCAGGAGCCAAGACUCCAGCCAGCCAGACACGGCAGGCAGGCAGGAGCCAGGACUCCAGUCAGCAAGCCAAGGCAGCCAGGCAGGAGCCAGGACACCAGCCAGCCAGCCAAGGCAGGCAGGCAGGAGCAAGGACUCCAGCCAGGUAGCCAAGGCAGGCAGGCAGGAGCCAGGACUCCAGCCAGCCAGCCAAGCCAGGCAGGCAGGAGCCAGGACUCCAGUCCGCAAGCCAAUGCAGGCAGGCAGGAGCCAGGACUCCAGCCAGCAAGCCAAGGCAGGCAAGCAAGGACCACGACUACAGGCUGCCAGCCAAGGCAGGCAGGCAGUGGCCAGGAAUCCAGCCAUCCAGUCAAGGCAAACAGGCAGGAGCCAGGACUCCAGCCAGCUAGCCAAGCCAGGCAGGCAGGCAGGAGCCAGGACUCCAGCCACCCAGCCAAGGCAGGCAGGCAGUGGUCUGGAAUCCAGCCAGCUAGCCAAGGCAGGCAGACAGGAGCCAGGACUACAGCCAGCUAGCCAAGGCAGGCAGGCAGGAGCCAGGACUCCAGCCAGCCAGCCAAGGCAGGCAGGCAGGAGCCAGGACUCCAGCCAGCCAGCCAAGGCAGGCAGGCAGGAGCCAGGACUCCAGCCAGCCAGCCAAGGUAGGCAGGCAGGAGCCAGGACUCCAGCCAGCCAGCCAAGGCAGCCAGGCAGGAGCCAGGACUCCAGCCAGCAAGACAAGGCAGGCAAGCUAGGACCACGACUACAGGCUGCCAGACAGGGCAGGCAGGCAGUGGCCAGGACUCCAGCCAGCCAGAUAUGGCAGGCAGGCAGGAGCCAGGACUCCAGCCAGCUAGCCAAGGCAGGCAGGCAGGAGCCAGGACUCCAGUCAGCCAGCCAAGGCAGGCAGGCAGGGGCCCGGUAUCCAGCCAGCCAGCCAAGGCAGGCAGGCAGGGGUCAGGACUCCAGCCAGGUUGCCAAGGCAGGCAGGCAGGAGCCAGGACUCCAGCCAUCCAGCCAAGGCAGGAAGGAAGGAGCCAGGACUCCAGCCAGCCAGCCAAGGCAGGCAGGCAGGAGCCAGGACUCCAGACAGCAAUCAAGUGCAGGCAGGCAGGGGCCCGGACUCCAGCCAGCCAGCCAAGGUAGGCAGGCAGUGGCCAGGACUCCUGUCAGCCAGGCAAGGCAGGCAGGCAGGGGCCAGGACUCCAGCGAGCUAGCCAAGGCAGCCAGGCAGGAGCCAGGAAUCCAGCCAGCCAGCCAAGGCAGGCAGGCAGGAGCCAGGACUCCAGCCAGCCUACCACGGCAGCAAGGCAGGAGCCAGGACUCCAGCCGGCAAGCAAAGGCAGGCAAGCAAGGACCACGACUACAGGCUGCCAGACAACGCAGGCAGGCAGUGGCCAGGACUCCAGCCAGCCAGACAUGGCAGGCAGGCAGGAGCCAGGACUCCAGCCAGCAAGCCAAUGCAUGCAGGCAGGAGCCAGGACUCCAGCCAGUUAGCCAAGGCAGGCAGGCAAGAGCCAGGACUCCAGCCAGCUAGCCAAGGCAGCCAGGCAGGAGCCAGGACUCCAGCCAGGAAGCCAAGGCAGGCAGGCAGGAGCCAAGACUCCAGCCAGCCAGCCAAGGCAGGCAGGCAGGGGCCCGGACUCCAGCCAGCCAGCCAAGCCAGGCAGGCAGGGGCCAGGACUCCAGUCAGCCAGCCAAGGCAGGCAGGCAGGAGCCAAGACUCCAGCCAGCCAGACACGGCAGGCAGGCAGGAGCCAGGACUCCAGUCAGCAAGCCAAGGCAGCCAGGCAGGAGCCAGGACUCCAGCCAGCCAGCCAAGCCAGGCAGGCAGGAGCCAGGACUCCAGUCCGCAAGCCAAUGCAGGCAGGCAGGAGCCAGGACUCCAGCCAGCAAGCCAAGGCAGGCAAGCAAGGACCACGACUACAGGCUGCCAGCCAAGGCAGGCAGGCAGUGGCCAGGAAUCCAGCCAGCCGGACAUGGCAGGCAGGCAAGAGCCAGGACUCCAG